CAGCUCCACAACUUUGAAAUCAUGACGUAGUGCUGCCUUUUGUGUCUUGUGAGCCGUUUGACACCGCCCCUCCGGAGGGUGCAGCGGGGCUGUCAGCAGCCAGCUAUCGUUCAGGUUUGCUAGCUGUAAACAAACCUAAAAAAAUCACAAUGCUGUAGUUAUAGAAAAGGCACAUUUUUCUAGCUGCGUUUGUUCGCGCCUUCGACACAAGCGCUAAUGUUCACAAUGUAAACCGACGCCUACAUUUUGGAGUCCGUAAAAGUAACGAGCGUUGAUUUAUUUAUUUUUUUACACUAGCUAAACCGGUCAUUGCUUUAGUUGGUGGCAUCGCAGGUGUUUUUAUGCGACGAUUGUCAUAAUGGUCACUGGGUGAAUUGUGCAUCGAAGCUAGCUCGCUAACGGCUAGUAAACCGCAUGAAACUGGCAAAUUUUGCACCGAGCAGCUCUAGUUAAAUUAUAGCUAAUCAUUUUAGAGGUACGUGAAUAUGGCAUCGCCCGCCGAGCAUGACCUGGCUCUGUCUGAAAGCGACAGCAGCAAGGAGAAGGCUCAGGUGUUUGGGAUUUUGAGGCUUCAGGAAGAGAAAGCUGGAGCUGGGGAUAAAGCUAACACUAGCAGCACACCGAGGGGGGGAGCAGGUGGUGGCGGUGGAGGAGACGGGCGAUGGCAGGCGCCCAUCUUCGCUUUGGCCAGAAAAGCAUCUGAGACCCUGUCAGGUAGCAUUCACGUCCUACCCAGAGUGUCGGAGGACAGGACGUCUCUGCCAGGGGACUGGACCGUCCAAGGUAGAGUACGUUCUGAGUCAGCUCUGAGCUUCGGACGCACACUGGACUCAGACUACCCGCCUCUGCAGCAGUUCUUUGUCGUCAUGGAGCAUUGUCUCAAACAUGGCCUCAGAGUGAAGAAGUCCUUUCUGGGCUUUAACAAGUCUCUGUGGGGUCCCCUGGAGUUGGUGGAGAAACUGUGUCCUGAAGCAGCAGAGAUUUCUGCCUCUGUGCGAGACCUACCUGGACUUAAGACUCCUUUAGGCAGAGCCAGGGCAUGGUUGCGUCUGGCUCUUAUGCAGAAACGGCUGGCAGACUAUCUGCGACUACUCAUCACCAGAAAAGACCUGCUCAGUGAUUUCUAUGAGAAUUCUGCCCUGAUGCUGGAGGAGGAGGGAGCAGUGAUCGUGGGCCUGCUGGUGGGCUUGAACGUCAUCGAUGCCAACCUGUGUGUCAAAGGCGAGGACCUGGACUCUCAGGUCGGGGUGAUCGACUUCUCCAUGUACCUGAAGAACGACAUUGACGAUUACAGGAGUGAGGAGAGGAAUAGCCAGAUAGCAUCCAUCUUGGACCAGAAGAACUACGUAGAAGAACUGAACCGACAGCUCAACUCUACUGUUCAUGGUCUUCAGGGCAGAGUCGACUCCCUGGAAAAGUCCAACUCUAAGCUCAUAGAGGAGUUAGCCAUAGCCAAGAACAACAUCAUCAAACUGCAGGAAGAAAACCAGCAGCUGAGGAGUGAAAACAACCUGAUUUUGCUGAAGGCACAGCAACAUUUGGAGGUAACUCAAGGCGAUGUGUCAGUGGAGAGAGAUACAUAUAAACAGUCUCGUCAUGGUUUGGAUGAGAUGUACAAUGAGGCUCGGAGGCAGCUGAAGGAGGAGUGUCAGCUCAGACAGGAUGUGGAAAAUGAGUUGGUAGUCCAGGUGUCUAUGAAACAGGAAAUGGAGCUGGCCAUGAAACUUCUGGAAAAAGAUAUUCAUGAAAAACAGGACACACUGAUUGGACUGAGACAGCAACUGGAUGAGGUCAAAGCCAUCAAUGUAGAAAUGUACCAGAAGAUGCAGUCAUCCGAUGAGGAAAUGAAGAAGAAGAAUGAUGUGAUCAGUCGUCUGGAGGAGAAGACCAAUCAGAUCACUGCCACCAUGAAACAGCUGGAGCAAAGAUUACAGGAGGCAGAGAGGCACCGCAUCUUGGCCGAGGAGGGAACCAGACGCUUCAAGUUGGACUUUGCUAACAAGGCCGACAGCCUGCAGCGGCAGAUCGAACACAGAGAAAGGCAACUCCAUCAGCUGGAGACAGACCUGAAGAUUGAGAGGGAGUGGCGGCAGACGUUACACAACGAUCUGCACAGAGAGAGAGAGACAGUGGCUCAGCUCAGCACAGAGGCACUGCAGAUCAGCGGACUUAAAAAGGAGUUCCAUCGUCUCCAGGAUGAAAACAUUCAGCUGAGGAACAUCUGCGAAGACCAGGAACAAGCUCUCGAGGAACUAGGCUCCAAACUCAGCGAAUCCAAACUGAAGAUUGAGGACAUCAAAGAAGCCAACAAAGCUCUUCAGGGGGGUCAGGUUUGGUUGAAGGAUAAGGAAGCCAGCCACUGCAAGCUUUGUGAGAAGGAGUUUUCCAUCUCAAGGCGCAAGCACCACUGUAGGAACUGUGGGGAGAUUUUCUGUAACAGCUGCUCUGACAAUGAGCUUCCUCUACCCGCCUCACCAAAACCAGUCCGAGUGUGUGACAUCUGCCACGCCCUCCUCCUCCAACGAUGCUCCUCCAAUCCACCAUGAAGGAGUCCUGCACUGCUGACAGGAAUGCUUCAGUCGACCAGAGAUCAGACUGGUAAAUCCUCUAAGACCGAUCUCCUCACUGAUCUUAAUACAGCGUUUGCUGCUAGGAAAGGACCAGUGCAGUAUUGUUCAGACCCGUUUUUGUUUGACGUCACUACUUUGUUUGCACAUGAUUCGCUGUAUUAAACGUUCAGUCAGUUCACUAUAA
Messenger RNA from Monopterus albus (swamp eel), 2754 nucleotides. RefSeq names its product RUN and FYVE domain containing 2 (gene rufy2). Gene Ontology annotation, molecular function: metal ion binding. The transcript has 20 exons. Gene Ontology annotation, cellular component: cytoplasm. Bases 486 to 2546 code for a protein of 686 amino acids. The record is from RefSeq and is a predicted model, not a curated record. NCBI's taxonomy places the organism in Eukaryota, Metazoa, Chordata, Actinopteri, Synbranchiformes, Synbranchidae.